GCCCCCGUCCUCCUCUCGCGCUGAAGAAACGAACAUGGAGACAGCUGGAAAAGUAAGUGCGAUCCUCAGAAAAUAUGCACCAAAAAGUGUAAAUGAAUGCAUUACGGUGUCAUGUGUGAGUUAUAGGGGUGACUCAAAGUACACUUGGAGCAUUAAAAACGCCUUUUUUUAAUCAAACUGCACAUAUUGACGCUCGUUGAAUGAAUAACCACAAAGAUUCAUUUGUCGAUGACUUACCGGAGAUCUUUGCUCACUGGUCAGUUGCAGCUGGUCUGUGCAAGUUGCUGCACAAGCGUGAGCAGAGGAAUGUCUAUUGAUAAUGUUUAAGAAAGCAAUUUCAAUCAGUAAAAGUAAGUUUGGGUAUUUCCACGAUUCAAUUGUUCAACUAAAGACGGAAAUGAGGGAUUCAGCAGCAGGUUGUCACUUCUAUGAUAAAUCAGUGGGAAUCUCUUUGCAUGAUCUUGGAUAUAGUCCAAAGGGCAGCUCCACUUUGCAGCUAAAACCUUCCCAGUCACAGAUAAUGCAAAAGCCCAAGUUAACCACUGGCUGCAAUUAGUUGAUAUUUCAGCAAUUGUUUUGUAUUGUAUUCCCCUGUACUUUGUCCUCAGGUGAUCAAGUGCAGGGCAGCUGUUGCCUGGGAAGCUGGGAAACCUCUUUCCAUUGAAGAGGUGGAGGUAGCACCACCAAAGGCCCAUGAAGUCCGCAUUAAGGUAAACUAAACCAUUGCAUAACACUUCACUGUCACAGAAACACCCAACUCAACAUGAGAGUCUGGAUUAAAACAUCCUAAGUCAGUGGUUCUCAGCUGGUCUCACUCUGGGACCCACAUUUUCCCAUGGUCCUUAAGUCGUGACCCACUUUUAUGGAAUUCAAACCAAGCAAAUGUAUUUUUUUAAAUAUAUAUAUAAAAAAACUUUAAAGACUCUAAUCUUUAACAUAAAUCCACUUUUUUAAUUGAGUAAAGUGCAUUUAUGAGUACAUGAAGGGGACAACAUGAGGACAACAACUACUGAUUUUACACAAAAUAUUGAAUAUCUAACAAAUAUCACACAAUAUUAAAUAUAUACUUUUCUUACCAGCUGUUUGUGACCCAUCCAGAACGUGUCCGCAACCCACUUUUGGGUCAGGAUCCACCGGUUAAGAACCACUGUCCUAAGUUGACCCCUUGUGAAAAUGUCACUUUUCUGAAAGUUUAACAACAUGUGCAAAAUUAUACAUUUUUUGAAACAUUUCAGACAUACAGUACAUGUCAUGUUGGAAAUAUCUAAACUUUAUUAAACUACAGGGGUCAAACUUUUAUCAGCACGAGAAGCAGGGAAAUAAUUUCACAGUCAUUUCUGGAGAAAUAACUCAGCAGGCUCAAAGUUUAAAGCUUUGAAGAUAGACUUGUAUUUUUUUAAUGAUUCAUAACAGAGCCCCAUUUUAGAUAUCAGAUGAUUAAAAAUUUGUUAAUGACAGGCCUAAGAUCUUUUAUACUUCACUCCUGCAAUUGUUGCCUCAUGCUUCGCUUUGAACUUUAAAUGACACUGUGCUUUCAGAUCUUCGCCACAGGAGUGUGUCAUACUGACUCUUACACUCUGAGUGGAAGUGACCCUGAGGGGCUUUUCCCUGUCAUCCUGGGUCACGAGGGUGCAGGGAUAGUCGAGAGCGUAGGCGAGGGUGUCACCAAGUUCAAGCCAGGUACAAAGCUUUCAAUGACAUGUAUUCCUUUUUAUGCUGUUGUAAAACAAUAUGACUUGAAUAAUUUUAAUUUUCUUUGUCUAGGUGAUACUGUUGUCCCCUUGUAUGUGCCUCAGUGUGGGGAAUGUAAAUUCUGCAAAAAUCCCAAGACCAACCUCUGCCAGAAAAUCAGGUAACACUUCCAGACUCAGAAUUGAACCUUGAGUUGGUGAAGAAAAGUUUUUUUUUCUUUGUGGCAGAACUUGCAACCUCAGAUGCUGAACUUACAGCCUCCGGUGCCCCAGGCCAAAUGAAUCAAAGCACAGUCAUCAUAAGUUUGAGUCUCCCUCUCUGCCCUAAAUUGAAGCACCCAGCGACUCACUCUAACCACUCUCUGCAUGCUUAAAAGAAACCAUCUCUUCCACGUGCUUUCACCUUUCAGGGUUACUCAGGGCCGCGGCCUGCUCCCUGACAACACCUCACGCUUCACUUGCAAAGGAAAGCAGGUGUUUCACUUCAUGGGGACCAGCACCUUCUCUGAGUACACUGUGGUGGCUGACAUCUCUCUGGCGAAGGUGAACGAGAAAGCUCCGAUGGAUAAAAUCUGCCUUCUUGGAUGCGGCAUUUCCACCGGUUAUGGAGCUGCUCUCAACACCGCCAAGGUGGGUAAAAAUAUCGGCCACACAAGUAUAAACAUCCUCACUAGAAAAAGAAAUUAAUGAGUCUUUUUUUAAAUGCCUAAAACCAGAACUUUAGAUAAGGAAAGACUCCCUCCAAGCAAACCCACGCUGGGUGGAAAAAUGGAAGUAACCUCAGGAGGAGAAACAGAGGAGGUAUCCCUCUCUUGUUCUUGAGUUUAUGUCUAAGCAGCCGUUGGAAAAUUGUGACACAUUUUAUUGUUUAAAGCUUGUUAUGCAGAACAAGUUCACCCAGAGGACACAAAGACAAGAGAGGAGGGUUUUUUGUCAUUGUUUGCAGGUUUCACCCUGAAGUGGGUCACACUUAUUUAUGCAGAUUUGAUGUGAAUUGCCAAAAGGGUCUGUUUCUAAUUGUUGUUAUUUUAAAAGAGACAUGAUUCAGGCCCCAAAUCAUUUUUUACAUGUAUUAAUUAGAGUUAAAUAUAAAAUUAACAGACAUUCAUGGUCCUUUACAGUUAAGUUUGUUCAAUGUUUUUGCCAUCUUUUGUCUCCUUUGAUUGAUUUAAACUCUCAGGGAAAUCACUGUGUGAUUUAAUGGCACAAAGCUACAGAGCUUUGAAAUUUAAUGCAAAUUUACUUUGUGCAAAAUUAUACCCCAAUACAAACUCUAUUAUUGUCUUUCCUCUUCAUGCCCUAGGUUGAGCCUGGCUCCACAUGUGCCGUAUUUGGCCUCGGAGCUGUCGGCUUGGCUGUUGUUAUGGGCUGCAAGGUUGCCGGAGCGACCAGGAUCAUCGGCGUGGACAUGAACCCUGCAAAGUUUGAGAAAGCAAAAGAGUUUGGUGCCACCGAGUUUGUGAACCCCAAGGACCACAGCAAGCCCAUCCAGGAUGUGCUGGUGGAGAUGACCGACGGAGGAGUGGACUACUCUUUUGAGUGCAUUGGAAACGUGCAAGUCAUGGUGAGAGAUGCUGACUCUGUGCAGCAGAAAUAAAAGCUUUGCUAAAUUAAACAUAUCCCUGUGUCACCCUGGUUGAGUGCUACAUGUCCAUAGUAAAGCAAUUGCAUAUGAAACAGUGUUAAGAUGAGGCUUUUCACAAACACCAGGAUUAUUACCAUCUUAUUUUGUCAGAGAGCUGCUCUGGAGGCGUGCCACAAAGGAUGGGGGGAGAGUGUUAUCAUCGGUGUGGCCGGAGCUGGACAGGAGAUCUCCACCAGACCAUUCCAGCUUGUGACAGGCCGAGUGUGGAGAGGCACUGCUUUUGGAGGUGACCGACUGUGUUAAGGAAAAUCUGACAUAAAGAGCAUUAUGUCGUGUGGCGGCAGUUCAAACUGUCUGCCUUUUACAUAUUUUAAUUAUGGGUUCUUUGGAUUAUUUAGCAUCUACUUAGGAGUUGUUGUUGAGUUUAAAGUAGCUCUACUUUUUCUAUGAGAAGGUUGAGAUUUAAAAUUAAGAGGAAAAGGCUUUUCAAUGAAAAUAAAAGGUAUGACUUCUUAAGUUUCUUAGUGUACACUUAGGUCGGAAAACAGCAAGACAAAACCUGUUAAGUUCAGAACGUAAAAUAUCGUUGAUUUUUCUGGUUGUUUUGGAUUUCUACUAAGUAAAGAUCAAGAAACUGUUUAUGUAUUUAGCGUUAGGAGUAGCAGUAGUAUUUUAUUCAGUCAUCGUUCAUCUUUCUGUUUCACCAUUCUCAUCAGAAGUACAAUUUGGUUGUCUAAGAGAUUUUGGUUCACUUUCCCCUUAGGAUGGAAGAGCGUGGAGAGCGUUCCCAAACUGGUAGAGGACUACUUAAACAAGAAGCUGAAGGUGGAUGAGUUUGUGACCCACACUCUACCCUUUGAGCAGAUCAAUGAAGGAUUUGACCUCAUGCAUGCUGGAAAGAGGUGAAGUGAAAUUCUUCAGUCCAAGUAUUAAAAUCAGUGUCUUGUUUCAAAUUUUGUUCAAGCAAACCUUCAAUUUUUUGUUUUCCUCUCUCGUAACAGCAUCCGUGCAGUGUUGACCUUCUGAAGUGCCUGAAACUGACAUCCUUCACGCUCAGCCCUGAAACAAUCGUCCUUUAUAGUCGCAGCACUUAGUACAUUUCACUGCACUUGUUUUGUUGACAUACUGUAACUGUCAGUAUUGACACAUUAUUUUUAAAAGCACACAACCUGUUUUUGAAACGGUUUCAUUAAAAGGUUUUGAUUUGGCGUUCAUUCUCUGAGUUCCCUUUUUGUAUCUCACCAUCUAUUUGAUUUGAUGAUUUAACAAUCCCACAUGUGCUUCAAGGGCUUUGGCUGCUGGGCUUAUUACAAACAAUCAAGGAUGAGUCAUACGAGUACUAUUUAGAUGCUUGGCUUUGAGUUUAUUAUGUGUAAAAAGCGAUGAAUAACAUCACACAAGAACUCCACAAGUGCUUAAAUGUCACGUUAUGUAACCGUGUGUGCUGUGUAAACCAUGGUCAUGGACAUUUUAGGUUCUUCACACUCUGAGGAAGCAUGCCAGAGCCUGACCGGGACAAAACCUUUAUACUAGUGAAGUAAAUACUGUGGUCAUCUUAUCAGUAUUAACUGUUGUCCACGUGGUAGCCUUGAGAUGAGGUUAUCACUUGAAGGAGCAAAGUUUAUGUGUGUAUAUUGUGACCGUAUAGUUAAUACUCACGUGAUACUCAGCCAACAGAGGUAGUAAACAGUCUUGAAAUGACCUUGAAGUUCAGUUUAUGCUUCUUCAUAAACUGGAGAGAGGUGCUCGAGGUUCCAUUUGUUUAUAUUUCUUUGUGAAUCCGCUAACUUGUCUCAGAAACCUAAGAAAUGCAGCCGCAUGAAGUAUGAUCGUUUGGCUGAAAGUGCGACUAUACAAAAACUUGAUAUCUUUCAUAUUGUUGUGCAUCAAAUUCAUACCUUUUUAAAACACAAGCCAGCCAUUAAAGAGGAUUUGCCUCAUCUCUUGCCUUAACAUGCAUCACAUUAACUCGAUGGAUCAGCCAGCUGCCUGACAAUCCGAUUGCACAGACAGUACUAUCAGUAUUCAAAAUGAUCGUGUUUAUAAUUAAAUCAGCUUGGGAGCGUAUCCGCAAAGUUCA
Xyrichtys novacula (pearly razorfish) is the source of this 5356-nucleotide messenger RNA. NCBI's taxonomy places the organism in Eukaryota, Metazoa, Chordata, Actinopteri, Labriformes, Labridae. The record is from the annotation of a GenBank genome assembly.